UACCACAGUAUUAGAAUGACAGUUUUUUCUGGAUAUAGGACUGAAUCAACUUGUAAGAAUGCCUCAUAUGUCAGGGAUACUAAGACUUAAGAAUUGGGAAGGUGUGGAUGGGAAAAUAAUAAAUUUAGAGAAUUAAUUUAACAAGAUUUGAGUGGAAAGACUGAUGCUGAAUGUGAUGCACAUUUGAGUGGCUGUAAAGCAAAUGGAACAGAAUGUGUUUAAGCAAUAUCUCAAAAGUUGACCUUGUAUUUGGGUUCAGAGUAUUUCAACCUGCUAUGAUUAUG
This is a messenger RNA of Paramecium primaurelia, 284 nucleotides long. Lineage: Eukaryota; Ciliophora; Oligohymenophorea; Peniculida; Parameciidae. The record is from the annotation of a GenBank genome assembly.